AUGGAGCUCCAGGAGCCUGGACACAUCCCCCAGCAGUUCCUUGAGGAGCUGCUGGGGGACAACAUGGCCCUCGAGGCAGACCAGGGCCAGAAGAUGGACCACCCCGCCCACCGGAGAAUGGAGCUGGGCCAACUGUCAGAAGCCUCCGGCCGGAUCCUGGCAUUGGAGGGAAAUCACGAGACCCUCCAGGGCGCAGUCCGGGAGCCGCAGGGCGACUCCCUGGCCCUGCGGGAGGGCAGCGGCACAUGCACGGAGCUGCAGAAGGAGACCCAGCAGCUCCGGGAGCAGGUGGAAGAGUUGGGGAUCCAACUACGGAAUGAGAAGCCCACCAGCCAGCACCUGAGCGCCCUCAAAGGACAGCUGUUGAAACUCAUAGACACCCUGAGGCUGUACAGGGCCCAGCAGCAGGAGGCCGAGGAGGAGCAGCGGGAGGAGCUGCGGGAGCAGCAGAAGCAGCGGACUGAAGUCCAGGAGGCCCUGCUGCAGGAGCAGGAGGCCAAGGCCCGGGUCACCGAGGAGAACGAGAGGCUGCGGCAGGAGGUAGCCAGACUCACCUCCUGGACCGAGCAGCUGCAGGGGGAGCAGGAGGAGCUGCGCACCCAAAACCGGGAGCUGCAGGCCUCCCUGAGGAAUGAGCAGCAGAAUUUCCGGAUCUGCCAGAACUUGUACCACGAGAUGAUGGCGGAGCAACGGUCCAAGGAAAUCUCCCUGACCAAGAUGAGCGUCCAGUGCGAGUCGCUCACCCGCUUGAGGAAGGACUUGGAGGAGGAGAGACGGCACCUCUGGAGCCAGAUAGACACCUUGAAAGAGCUGAACCAGAGCCUCCUGGAAGCGCGUGCCGGGACCUGGACUCCCCACAUGUAA
Eptesicus fuscus (big brown bat) is the source of this 864-nucleotide messenger RNA. RefSeq names its product protein Daple-like. The coding region runs from base 1 to 864 and encodes 287 amino acids. Gene Ontology annotation, molecular function: dynein light intermediate chain binding; microtubule binding. Gene Ontology annotation, cellular component: cytoplasm; centrosome. The record is from RefSeq and is a predicted model, not a curated record. Lineage: Eukaryota; Metazoa; Chordata; Mammalia; Chiroptera; Vespertilionidae. The transcript is spliced from 7 exons. Gene Ontology annotation, biological process: cytoskeleton-dependent intracellular transport; cytoplasmic microtubule organization.